This is a messenger RNA of Caenorhabditis sp. 36 PRJEB53466, 2092 nucleotides long. The record is from the annotation of a GenBank genome assembly. NCBI's taxonomy places the organism in Eukaryota, Metazoa, Nematoda, Chromadorea, Rhabditida, Rhabditidae.
AUGAGCUCCACGGCUUGUGCUACCGGAAAGAAGGACAGCAACAGUUCCCGUCCAGGAAGACACCCGACAUCUUCUCGCUCCAGUCUGGCAAGGCCAGAAGCUGUUAUUUCAGCAUCUUCCUAUUCGCGAUCUCUUCCCAAGAAGCGAGCCCGCGCUCAGAGUGAGUCUUCUGUUCCAGUUCAGCUUUUUCACGUCGAGAAUCUGCCUUUUAACGUGUGUCUCAGCACCUAGUUCUUGGCGAUUCCGCUUCCUUCCAAAAGUCCGAUUCUUCUUGAAAAAGAAAGCGUAUUGGUCACGUCAAGGCUUAAAAAAAGACAAUUUUUUAAUUUUAUUCUUUUUUAGGAGACAGAACUCGCGAAGAAAGCGAUGAAUUUACGGACGAGGAGGAGGCGCCGCCUGUGAAACGGGCUCCGGGAAGGCCGACAUCGUCGAGAAGAUCAGAUCUUGUAAGAACGUCGAAUGCGGGUGCCACAUCAAAUGUUCGCCGCGUUCAAUUCGAAGAUCAGACGGACGAGCCCACCGACGAUGAGGCGUCAACUCCCGUGAAGCGAGACGGAAAAUUCAAGAAGAAUCAGAUGUUGAUCAACAAUGAGACCGGGGAGUCCAGCAGAAGAUCAGUCGAAAACAUUGAUGCGGCUGAUUCCAGUGCCAACCAUAUCGCCGACGAGACGAUCAGCGAAGCAGCGGAGGAUCGAGCGGCAAGAAAAGCCAGAAGAGAGUUGUCAGUUCAAGAGGGAAAAGCAGUUCCAGUUCCGCCGGAAGCCCGCAUCGUCAACACUGAUCCGAAUCAGAUCCCGCCGUUCUUCCGCAACAAGAAGGGAAACGUGCUCGGCGGUCUUUCGCUGGAGGCUAUUCAAUCGCUCACCCCCAUGGCCCAGCUCCUGCUGAUUACAAACCAGAAAGAUGCACUCGCGUGGGCUGGUUGGAAGAAUAAAUUCAAUGACUAUCGUAACAAGGUCAAGAAGAUAGGUAACGGAGCGUUCGGAGAGGUUUUCAAUGCUCCUCCUCGAUUUUCCCACAUUGGCGAAUCCGUCUUGAAGAUCGUUCCCUUUGAGCCGGACGGCAACAACCGGAUCUACCGAGGUCCGUACCAUGCCGUCAUGCAGACAGCGGAAGAGAUUCUUCCUGAAGUAAUCAUCUCGCGGGAGUUGAAAAAAGUCGCAAACGAUAAGCAGAACGCAACAUUUGCUUUCGUAACUCCGAAACGAGUGGAGGUGGUGAAGGGAACGUAUCCGCAAAGAUUGAUCGAUUGCUGGACCGCGAGUGAUGCCAUCAAGCCGUGCGGUAACACUUCGCCUGCUGUUUACAGCCACCCGGACCAGCACUACAUUAUUUUCACGUACGAUGUAGCAGGGCGCGAUCUCAACAACAUCAAAUUAAAGUCGAUCGAUGAGGCGCAUGCGAUUGUCGUGCAGGUCAUUCUGGCGAUGAUUGUUGCGGAGAAAAAUCUGCAGAUGGAGCAUCGUGACUUGCACAUCGGGAAUAUUUUAAUUAGCUCGACAAAAGGACAAUAUGAGCGUUUCAAACUGGAUGGAAACGAGAUAUUCGUGCGCACACAUGGAGUGAAGCCACAAAUUAUCGACUUCACUUUGAGUCGUAUCAAGACCGGUGAGUUGGACUAGUCUGGUUUUGCGUUUCAAAUUUUUUUCAUUCCAGAAGCUUCCAUUGUCUACUCGGAUUUCAAUACGAGCCCGCAUUUCUUCAACAAGGACGUUAAUCCUGUCUACAGACAGAUGAGGACCGUGAACAAGUGAGUGGAACGUGGAAACCUAGUAAGCUAAUCAUUACGCAUUUUAGGGGAGAAUGGGCGGUGUUCCAUAAGAAAACCAACCUACACUGGAUCGCGGCCCUCGUGAAGGCAAUUGCUCAGAAGCAGCCGUGCUUCAACGAUCCGGAUCUCAAACAGGUAGGUUAAACAUAAUUUAAGUUGGUGAGAUUCAUUGAGAACCUUUUUUUUCAGAAAUUCAUGACGUUCCAUAGGAAACUGUCGAAAUUCGAAUGUCUUGAGGCUACCUGGAAUGAUCGCACAUUCUUCAACGAGUUCUAUCACGGCCAUAUUCUCACCGCCGACAAUCAAAUUAUGGAAAUUUAA